ACGAUAGAAUCAGUUAUGGCCGCGGCUCUCAAGAUGCACGGUUCUUCGAGGUUGCUCGUAAAUUGUUUAUCGUGAAGUUUGUUCGUUUUUUAGCGUCGGAUUACCUCAAGAUUUUAACAAGACAAUAAGGUGCAGCUCGAACGAACCGAAGAGAGAAAAGGAAAAAACUAGAAUCAUGGCAGACGACGGGUCCGGGGGUUCCAGCAGUGUUGGAAGUGGCGAGGCGAGCCGUGUUCAAUUGCUGCAAGAAAUGCGACAGCAAAACUUCGACAGCAUAAGAUUUGCGUCCUAUAGAACCGCCUGCAAACUGAGAUUCAUUCAAAAGAAAGUUCAUCUGCACAACGUCGAUAUAUGGAACGUAAUAGAGGCAUUCAGAGAAAACGGUUUAAACACCCUCGAGCCAUCAAGUACCCUCGGCGUUUCACGUCUCGAGACCCUACUAUCUUCCCUCUUUCAUGCGCUCAACAAGAGAGUGCCAGUUUCUCAGCAAUCUAAAGUCGACGCUACAACAGCGUUGCUUAUGAAUUGGUUGCUCGCGGCUUACACCAGUGGAGAGAACAACAAGAUAACGGUAUUCUCCGUGAAAGUUGCUUUGGCCACUCUGUGCGCUGGGAAAUUAAUGGACAAAUUCCGAUACAUAUAUUCACAAAUUUCUGACAGCAACGGUCACAUGAUACACUGGCGAUUUUCUGAAUAUUUGAAAGAAGUUCUGGCCUUGACAGCUGCAGUGUACGAAACCCCUUCUUUCGUUUAUUCUGAUGGUUUGGCCAGCACAAUUUUCCCUCCGAACUCGAAAAUCACCGUCAACGAUUUUCUCGACACUCUCAUGUCGGAUCCGGGACCACACUGUCUUAUAUGGCUUCCACUGUAUCACAGAAUGGCUGCCGUUGAAUCAGUGACACACCCAAUAAUGUGCGACGCCUGUCACCGUGAGAACUUCAAUGGUUUCCGUUAUCGUUGUCAAAAAUGUCAUUCCUAUCAAUUGUGCCAGGAUUGUUUCUGGCGUGGCAAAGUAUCCGGGACACACAAUAACGAUCACGAAACAAGAGAGUACAGUAGUUUUAAGUCACCGAGCAAACAAAUCGGACAUUCCCUGCGUAAGAGUUUUAGAUGCGUUCCGGAAAAAGGUAAAAAUAGUCUUCCAAGGUUUCCAGAACAACCGGAAAAAACGUUAGAUUUGUCGCACAUUGUACCACCGUCACCUUUGCCCUCACACAAUGGGUUCCCAGACCAUGGUUUCAUGGCACCUUUCGACGCUGGCUCUGUCGACAGUCGUUCGACGCUCAGAAGUAUGGAUAGUUCCAGGCUGGACGACGAGCACAAACUCAUUGCAAGAUACGCACAGAGAUUAGCACAGGAAGCUAGAACCGUGCCGCGUACUUCAUCGAGGAUGUCACACGUCGACCAGUCGCAGGGAAGAGCACCCUCCGAUGCGAACCUCGCAUCGUUAGAUGCUUCGAGAGCACAACGGGAAUUAAUUUCACAACUCGAGGCAAAAAACAAAGAGAUAAUGCGCGAGAUUGCAAGGUUAAGGAGACAGCAAGAAAUCGAAGCAGCUGGCUUAGAAAAUCCUGCCCUUAUGUCGGAGCUUCGAGCCUUGAGACAGCGCAAAGAUGAGCUCGAAACUCAUCUCGCUACGUUGCAAGAUUCCAGGCGACAAUUGAUGGUUCAGUUGGAGGGACUUAUGAAGAUGUUGAAGAAUCAUCAGGCAUCGCCGCGUUCUACACCGAACAGUUCGCCGCGAAGCACGAAAUCGCCACCUUUACCACCAGGGGGUAUUCCGAGCAGUAGAUCAGCACCCCCAACUCCGGGUGGUGCGUUAUCGACGACGCCACAGCAACAACCGUUACAACAACAGACGAAUCAACAAUCGCAACAGCAAUCUCAACAACAGCCGCAGCAGCAGCAGCAGCAGCAACAAAUAUCACAGAACUAUCAAAGCCCCGUUCUCCCAACAUCCGUCGCAAAUAUGCCGGGGAAUGCGAUGCUCGGCUCUCUACAGAAUCCCAUACCAGAUAGUCUCUCGUGUGUCGGUGGCGACGUAAGGUCUGCGUUCAGGACAAACAGCUUGCCAGGGAGCGGCUCGAGCAGUGCCAACAAUAGUUUGGGACGAUCAUUACGAAACGACUUAUUGGUAGCCGCGGACAGUGUCACUAAUGCCAUGUCAACGCUCGUGAGGGAAUUAAAUUCAGACUCUGACCAGGAAGAACACUCCCACAACUCUGGGCGGCAUAACAUCAGAAAACCGCUUGAUUUCGAAGCCGGCGAGGACGGUGAUGACAGUAGCGGAGGUGGCAACUCUUGGCGGGAGGAACUGCAACGUCGCUAUCAGCAGGAAAAUGAUUUCCUUGCAGAACUGAGAGCACGAAACGCGAGCGUUUCUCAAACACCGUCAGCAACACCAUCCAGCGAACAGGAACAAGAAAGAGGCGAAAGAGAAGAAGCGGAAGGUGAAAAAGAAGAAGACAGCGAAGCUAAUUGGGCUGAAGCUGUUAAAAGAUGGGUCAAUCGAUAAAAAUAUGACACAUCUCGUUUUUAUUAGUAUUCGUUCAAGAAACUUUCUGUUUCGUCUGAUUCGGAAUGAGAAAAUAAAAAAUAAUUUCCACUAAGACUAUCCUGCAUUGUUCAGUUUUUUUAAAUCAUUUUUCAGAGUUUACAAAAUUGACUCACGCCAGGCUGAGAAAUUUAGUUUCUAAAAUUACUGGAAUGUGAAAAUCAAAACUCCAGAUAUCUGGUGAUUCAAUCCAUUGAAAAACCAAAAUUAUUUGGAUAUCGUUAAUUAUUUUUCGUAUCAGAUGACUGAAAAAAAAAACUGAAUAGAUUAAUGAGUUCACAAAUUGAUAAUUUUCGCAAUCAACGAAAUGGACAGUUUUCUUAAAACGAUGAUAAAAUAUAAAAGUAAAUAAUAAACCGCGAUAAGACAACGAUUUCCUUUUGUACGACGUAAAUGAAAUUUACCUCUAUGAAAAAAGAAAUACAUCUUGAACGUCAGAAAUCGGGCAUUAAGAAAAGAAAUAUAUAGAUUAAUUGAUGUCAUCGAAAAGAAGAGAAAAAAUGGAGUAUGUGGAGGUAACGAAAAUUAAUGGACAUUUGAUUCCGAAUGGAAAGACUAAGGAAAAAAUUAUGCGAUUGUCGUAUUAAUGUAGAGUCCGUAACUGUAUAGCUUAGGAAAACAAAACGAACAGAAUUAACCGAGAGGAAGUCUGAGCUUUGCUUCUCCAUCAAAUUUCAUAUUGAUAAAUGUCUGAAGAAACAGAAAAUCGUAACCAUCGUCAAAUAACCCUUCACAAUAUUGCUAGAAACGAGGAACAAGAGCGAAAUUUAGCUUGCUCAAACAGUGGCUCCGAAAAAUAGGGGCGUAUUACAUAAUUUCGUUUCUCAUGGACUUUUUUUGUCGGAAUGUCUCACUUUAUUCGACAGCGUUUUAAGAAGAAAUGAAUGGCUCGUUUCUUAAACCAAAAAAGCUAGUCGUUUGCAUUUGUAUACAUUUUAUACCAGCGAAAACAUUCCCGUAACAGAUUUUUUAUUUCUUAAUUCCGAUUUUGAGAGUACUUAUUAAAUUGCAUUUCCAUUUAUUUAUGAUUACGAUGAUUCAAUAAAAAACUAGGAAUUAUCAGUAAGACUGCAAUUAUCUAGCGUAUAUUUUCUUCAGAACAAUUAUUAUCAUGAAAUGCCACUUCGAGAGUCUAAAAUGAAUUGAUAAAUGCGCUUAUUUCCGAAUCGAAUUUUUAAAAACUCGUCUUCCUACCUUUUUUCGAAAAUUUCGAUUCAAGUGACUCACCUAGUUGAGUCGGACUUUUGCUUGAAAGAAAAUUUCAAUGUCAAAAGUUUAAUUUUCGACGAUAAAGAGUAAAGUUUCUUAACUACCAAGUAUACAUGCAUCGAAAAAAUAAAUAACGCCAAAAAAGCUUGACAUUUUUAUCAUUAAAUUCAAAAGAAUUUUUCCUAUAUUCGAAAGUUUGUAAAAUUCGCCUACACUCAUUGAACGUUCUAUCACCUGAGCAAAACCAUGCAUGUCUAUUUCAUCUUGUAUACUUGUCUGUGGUAAUCGUUAAUCUGGUCUUCAUAUUGUAGUAAUAAACGAAAGAAAAAGGGUGAAAUUACGAAUAAAGCUGUGUCGGAAAGUCCAGCGCGAUUUGCAAUCAUUUCAGGCCUAAAGAUUAGAGAGAAAAUGUCACUGGCAGCUAAAAGUUUAUUCUCCGAUGAUAUUUAGUGGCACCUUGAUGUGCAGCUCUUGAAAAUUGUUCAUUAAUGGGGUGUCUGGGGUGGAACGCUGUGAUGCGUAGCUUUCAGCUCCAUUACGACGAUUUUUUGACUCGCAUAAGAAAUUAAGAUUUUUCUAUAAAGGAAUUGCUUUCAUUGUCCGUAACUGAAGGUUGGGAAAUCGUUAGCGUUCCUGAAAGCUUGCAAUAUUACGAGUUGACCGGUUGAAUUGAUCCUCAAGUUCCAUGUCGGAGCCGAUAUAUAUGAAGAAAAAAUAAAAUAAAGUUUCUUUGUGUUACGAGAACGAAUAGCUUCGGCCUCAAUGAGUUGUAAAUCUCAGCUGGAGACUAGUAGGAAAAGUGGUAAAAAUAGAACUUUUUGAAAAUUUUAUUGUGGUACGACAAGUUUUUCAGUAGAUAUCGCAACCACGAAUGAACAGCAAAACAGAGAACGAUUGAUCGGAAUAACCUACAAAAAAUAAAUUUUUUUGAUACGUUAGUUCGUGCAAAUUAUAAAUUUUUCUCAACGAACGAUGAACGUGUGUGUUUUAAUACGAUUUUCCAGCUUUGAUAAAUUUAUACAAAUUUGCAUAGUUUGCAUCGAAUAGACCAUCCGAAAUACAAAAAAAAACUAAUGAAGAAAAUCACUAAAAAUAAGAGGAAAUGAAUUUUUGAAAAUUCCGAGGAAUUUUUGUGUAGAUAUUUCACACGAACAAUUCACUAUUCAUCAUUGAUGUACAUCAUAUUCGUACAUAUUUGAAACAACAGCCAGGGAAUCUUUGGCACACGAUUUUUAUUCAACAAAUGACCUUAGAAAAUGAUUGUACAGAAUAUCAGUAAAACGUAGAAAAAACGAGCAUUCAAACUUCACGCGUCAUUAUCCUCUUCUCAUAAAUUCAAUAAAAAAGAAACAUUGCGCAUUUACAAUUACCGUCAAAAUAUAUAGCUUGGCCAUGACAAUACACGAAUUGAGUGUCUAAAUCAACGCUCCUUAUCGCAUUUAUCAAUUAAUAUACAUUGAUUAAUAAUGAAAUCGCUACUAACGGAAAUCGCACAAACAAAUUUUUCAGUAGGUCGAGACAAAGAUAUGAAAAAGGGAAAUAAAAAAUUGCAUUUUAAAUAUAACGCGCCAUCUGUUUAUACUUCGUAAAUCAAACUCGUAUACGAGUCGUUGUAUUAGAGUCUUCGUAACAAAUGAAUAAUUGAUCGAUAAUCGAUAAAAUAAAAAAAAAACGAAGAUAUUAUGUAGAUAUGCAUAAGCAAUUAACGGUUAAGAUUCUAAUUGAAGUAAAAUCUUUGAAUCUUGCCGAGAUUCGAUGGUCAUUAAAGUUCGGUAAUUGUAAAGUAUUCAUUGUAGAACAGAGCCAUUGAAUAAAGAGGAAGAAAGAGAA
Molecule: messenger RNA, 5593 nt
Organism: Venturia canescens
Lineage: Eukaryota; Metazoa; Arthropoda; Insecta; Hymenoptera; Ichneumonidae
Product: dystrobrevin beta
Exons: 17
Coding region: 176-2515 (779 amino acids)
Biological process (GO): synaptic signaling
Cellular component (GO): synapse; plasma membrane
Molecular function (GO): zinc ion binding
Source: RefSeq, a predicted model, not a curated record